AGGUCAUUCAAUCCCACUCUGAUUCACUCUAUCGGCGUGUGUUUGAGGGGACGGGUAGUUGGAGUAAGGAGUCGCCGGGCGGUAGUGCAUCGCAAAACGCUUUUUUGAGGAAGAAAACGCCGCUCUGUAUUGCACCACGGGCUGAAGAAACGACCCCCGGUGACGACUUAUGUGAAAUUGGUCAACGAGACAACUGCGCCACUAACAAACCAUCAAACGCAGACGGGGCUAUCAAUGCUAGCCAGCUAGCAUCCCUGAAAACUGACGGGAUCAAGGUGUUGAUAGCUAGCCUAUCCAGCUAAUUAUCCAUCAGCUAGCCUCCUCCUGCCGUAGCAUCAUUAGCUCGCUUUCCUCCCCCCGCGCACGUCGAGACUUCACCACUGCUCGUGGCGGUGCCGUACAGCUCGCGGGCACCAAAUCCCACAUCCAGACCAGAAACAGCCAACGGAGCGUCCUAACAGGCUGCUGCUACUGGAGCGUCUGCGUUGCAUUACGGUGGACACCAUCACACCCAUCACCCCAACCCCUUCACCUCUGCCCCUCUCCCUCCACCCGAAACACUGGAAAUCCACAAGCGGCCGGAUAGCGGCGACGCGCCGGCGAAGCUGGGGGUCGUAACGUUACCGGACUCGCAGGGAGUCGUGACGGCUACCGACAAGCCCAGCCGUGGGGAGCUACCGACGAGUGUGGCGACUAUGGACGGACUGGCCGUGGAAGUUCGCGGCUCGAACGGGGCCUUCUACAAGGGUUACAUCAAAGAUGUCCACGAAGACUCGCUCACAAUUGUAUUUGAAAAUAACUGGCAGCCAGAGAGACAGUUGCCCUUCAGCGACGUGCGGUUGCCUCCUCCAACCGAGUACCACAAGGAAAUUGGUGAAGGAGAGGAGGUUGAGGUUUACUCCCGGGCCAACGAACAGGAGCCAUGUGGCUGGUGGCUGGCGCGGGUCAGAAUGAUGAAGGGGGAGUUCUAUGUGAUUGAAUACGCGGCUUGCGACGCCACAUACAACGAGAUUGUCACAGCGGAGCGCAUCAGGCCCCUCAACCCCAACAGCCCUUCCUCUCGGAACUCCUUUCAUAAAGUACCCAUCCCUGUCCCGGAAGACCUGAGGGACAUCUGUGCAAAUGACAACAUCCACAAAGACUUCAGGAAAGCUAUUGGAGCCAACUGCAUCUUCUAUGGUGCCCAAACACACGAACUCAUUGUGCUGUCUACAAAUGAAACCACAGUAAAGCGUGCAACUCUUCUGAGUGAAAUGCAUUUUCGCAGCAUCCGUACCAAGCUCAUGCUAAUGUCCCGCAAUGAAGAAGCCACCAAACAUUUGGAGACGAGUAAGCAGUUAGCGUCAGCAUACCAGGAGGAGGUGAGGGUCAGGGAGGACCUGAUGGGCCUCGCCAUCGGCUCCCAUGGUGCCAAUAUCCAGCAGGCGAGGAAGGUGCCAGGUGUCACGGCUAUCGAGCUGGAGGAGGAAAGCUGCACGUUCAGGAUCUACGGAGAGACCCCAGAGGCGGUGAAGCAGGCUAGAGAGUAUCUUGAGUUCAAAGAAGACUACUUUCAGGUACCCAGGAACCUUGUAGGCAAAGUCAUCGGCAAGAACGGCAAAGUCAUCCAGGAGAUAGUGGACAAGUCGGGCGUGGUCCGUGUCAGGAUCGAAGGAGACAACGACAAAAAGCUUCCCCGGGAGGAGGUAGGCAGGCAGGGGUCUGGCAGGGACGACAAUGCCAACAGCAAAGAGGGCAUGGUUCCCUUUGUGUUUGUGGGAACUAAAGAGAACAUCAGCAAUGCUCAGGCUCUGUUGGAAUACCAUGUGUCUUACCUCCAGGAGGUGGAGCAGCUGCGCUUGGAGCGUCUUCAGAUUGACGAGCAGCUCCGUCAGAUCGGGGUGGGGUACCGUGCACCUCCCAGUCGAACCGGGGGCCCAGGGGUUGACCGGGAGAAAGGCUACCAGACGGAUGAGAGCAGCAACUCGCUCCACACCUCUCGCACCUAUGGGGGCCGCGGCCGAGGACGCAGGGCCUCCAACAGCCAGUACUCUGGAUAUGGCACAAACUCUGAACUGUCUAACGCCUCUGAGUCGGAGGAUGUCACCGAGCGGGACCAGCGGCCCCGUGGCAUAGGCGGAGAGGAGAGAGGCUCCCGACGGGGCGGCAGGGGCAGAGGCUCUAACUCGGGACGAGGCCGUGGAGGGACCGGCCCCAAGCCUUCCAAUUCCAUCAGCUCCGUGCUGAGGGACCCAGACAGUAACCCAUACUCCCUGCUGGAGGGUGAGGGAGAGCUUGCCGAGGCGGACCUCAAUGACGGCAUGGGAGGAGACCGCCGCAGGCGCUCCCGCCGCCGCCGCAACGACCAGGAGCCUAGCGUAAUGGACGCCGCUGCAGAGUCGGACGGCCAGGCCGGACCAAGCGAGAAUGGACUGGAUGAUGAGGCCCGACCUCAGCGCCGCAACCGAAGCCGCCGCCGCCGCAACCGUGGCAACCGCCCAGAGGGAGGUUCAACCAGCCGUGACAGACAGCCCGGUGAGAGUGUGACGGUUGCUGACUACAUAUCUCGUCCCGAGUCCCAGAGCAGACAGAACUUGCCCCAGAAAGAAAACCACGCUGGCCCUGAGCCCAAGGAGAAUGGGACCAGCGCCAAGACCGAUGAACUGACACCCUCCAAGCGUUCCCCCAGCAAAGGCAUGACCUCGGCCAGCGAGACUCUGACCUUGGUCAACGGGGUCUCGUAAAGAGAUGCCCCACCCCCUAGCUGCGGGCGAACCCAAGUCUAGAGCAAGACUCCAUGGCAAACUCUGUCCCUGCUUGCAUUAACUUAAACCUUUAAACAGAUGAGUGAAAAAGUACCCGACAAAAUACCUGAAUUCAUACUAUGAGAGUGAAAAAGUACAAAAAAACGACAAACGCAUCUACUUAAAAACACACGUUAACGGUGUAUGCUAUCCUAUCUAUCAGUACGUAGUGCUUAUUUAAAAAAACAACAAAAAAAACAACAACAACUAGCUUGCCAAAAAAGAGCUGGUGGACAUGACUUGAUUUUUAAAAAUACCGAAACAUGAGAAACAGGAUAAGACUUUUUUCUUUUUUUUGAAACAGUUUUCUUUAUUUGUGUCCUUUUUUUUUGUUUUGUUCUGUUUUGUUCAUUGUUUAUCACUGGUUUGGACUUGGCGGUCGCUCUUUCAACCAAAACAGACGCGUCUCUAACAGUGUUAAAGUACAGACAACAGAGAUGUGAGCUGUAGCUGAGUGGCGUGCGAGCAAGACAGUCCAAUAGCUUAUGUGACGCAACGUUUUGCGCACUGAACCUGGAGUGGAGACGGACAGAUUGGAAUAUUGAUAGACAUUGUGCCUUGAAUUUGAAAAAAAAAAUAAUAAUAAAAAAAAAAGAGUUUUUCCAUUUAAGUUUGUUUUUUGUUUCCCAAGCGGAAGGAAAAAAUGGUUAGUGUUCUUCCAGGUUUUUGUUUUUUUUGGUACCAUGAAGAAAACAAACCUGUGAGGGAGGACGAGGGGUAAGGGUGAGGGAGUGGCUGGCCGACGUGAGGAAAAGGAAGUCCGGUGCCAAACAUGAAAUUCAAUGCGCUUUUCCUCAUUCCGAGUAGAAUGGACAGCGUUGGGGUCAGUGCGUGCGUGCGUAUGUGUGCGUUUGUGUGUGCAGGGUUGGGGGGUUUGGCGACCACAAACCUAAACUGGGAAGGGGUGAGGAAUCAGAACAGAACAUAGCCCUGGGUGGGGUCACAUGGUGGGGCAUAUCUAUUUAUCAGCAAGGCCUGAGAGAGAGAGAGAGAGAGAGAGAGAGAGAAGGGGAGUGGUCAGGUGGUGUGUCACUUCCUCCUCUCACCUGUUAUAGGGCCUUUCGAGGGUCCAGGACGGCACCCGCACAAGACUAGAAAACAGGACGGGCUGACACCAGAAAGACGGUAGGCUUGAACUCUAGAUUCAGACUUAAAGAGAACAACACCGUGCCUCUUUCUUUGUGUCGGGGGGGUGGCAGCGGCGGUUCUGCUAGCUUCCAGCCACACGAGUGUCUUGAUAAACCACCUCAGCGUGCAGCUCCAGAUGCACACGAAGGGUCGACCACCUUUCUGGGAUGGGGUGUUGCAGGCGGUUGGAGGGGAGACUGGAGACUGACAACUGUGGGAUGGGGAGGAGACGGCUCUUAAUGACACGAGAGCCACGUGACACACAGGCCCACAUUAACAGACACACACACUCGAGGCGUUACACACCCGGUGCGUUGAAGUGGCCGCCCGCGUGGAACAAAGUAGAGGACUGAAAAGGAAAAGCAUUUAAAUAAAACGAGGUGUCUUGUCAUUGUACCUGGCAGUCUGGCAAACGGAGCAAGAGGGACUCGAAACCUGUGGCUCUCUGCUCAUGUUGUUACUGUUGUCUUGGUUACUGCUCUCAAGAUCUUUUUCUGUUGCUAUUUCCACAUCUUUAGAAAAAAUGCGAAAUAAAAAAUUGAAGUGAAAUCAACUCGUUCUCUGGGGAUGAACUUUGAUUUCUCUGUCUUGUGAGUUUGCAGUCUAUUUUUCUAACUUGCAUGGCCUUUAGUUUAACGAAGUAGUAGGUGGUGCCUGUCCCGUGCAUGAGGAGAGAGUGUUAUUAAUCUGACUUACAAAGCCAUUGUUUUCAUUCACUAGAAUUGCUGCUAAUGUACACAUUGAAUGUCCGACUAAAGUAGAAAUUCUACCUUGAAGAGAGAAAGUUUAAGAAAAAAACGAGAAAAAACCCCAUACAAAAACAUUUCCCCUUGCCCCCCGCUCAUCUGCCUGGAACAUCCCAGUUUCUAUCGGAGGACACGUGUCAGGAAGGGACCCGCCCCCUUUUGCUCACAAGUUAUGGAAUCUCAUUCAGUAUUAGAUUUAAAAAGGGCAAAAUUGUGCAUGACAAGCAAGCGUCCACAUGACCAAAGGUAUUGAGAGACAGAUGAAUGGGGAAUGCGGUUGUUGCUGUCGUCUGAGAUGACACAUGCUGCUGUUACACAUUUCUGCUCACCCGUGCGUUGUGUUUUUAGAGCGUGAACGAGCACUUCGAGUAUUUGUACCUUGGUUCAGUCGCAUGUGUGUGAGUGGAGGACGAAAAAAAAACCCUUACUGGUAUGUCUGUUUGCCUUUAUACCUCAUUGUGUGAGUACUGUAUUCCCUUAUGUAUCUGUGCCCCUUACGUCCUCUUAAAAGGCUGCUGUGCGCGUGUGUGUGUGCGCGUCUGUGGAUGCUGGUUGUACAGUCGACUCCUCACUGUCAGAUUUUGUCUCUGGUUUUCUCACUCAUGUUCUGAUGGCAAUAAAGGACUUUUCAUUGUUUGGUA
Molecule: messenger RNA, 5298 nt
Organism: Scophthalmus maximus (turbot)
Lineage: Eukaryota; Metazoa; Chordata; Actinopteri; Pleuronectiformes; Scophthalmidae
Gene: fxr2
Product: fragile X mental retardation, autosomal homolog 2
Exons: 17
Coding region: 696-2723 (675 amino acids)
Biological process (GO): DNA damage response; central nervous system development; regulation of dendritic spine development
Cellular component (GO): neuronal ribonucleoprotein granule; axon; membrane
Molecular function (GO): translation regulator activity; mRNA 3'-UTR binding; protein homodimerization activity
Source: RefSeq, a predicted model, not a curated record